CUUGGAUAUAUUCCAAGUUGAGCUCACACAAUGAACACAUAACGAAUUCACUGAUUUACCGAAUAUUUUUAUCCUCAGUAAUCUUCAAUUGACUAUUUCUUACAUAGAUUAUCUUUUACAGGUUUCAGGUCGCAGCUUCAAGGGCAAAAUGGAAAAAAAAUUAAAAUUAGAUAGGUUCCACAAGGAAGACUUAGAUAUGGAUGAUAUCACUUAGGGUAGGAUGUUUUAAUGUUAUUUUUCAUCAAUACAGCUCAUCUAUAGAGUAAUGUAUAUACACUAGCUUUCAAUUUGAAUUAAGUUCAUGACAUUGAUUGAUAUAAAGUUUGUCAAUUAGUUGAACUUUCUAUCCAUCAAUGUCCAUUCUAAGAUUGUUACAGUUCAGAACCAACCUUCCACUCGUUCAGACUUCCACGGUGCUCAAAAUAUUGCAACAUAGAGUUGGUAUAAAACCAAGGAUAAAAUCAGACGAGCCUUUGCCUCAAACAGAUAAUUAUUACGAUGAGAAAAAUAUGGGGAUUGGCAGGCCUAUGUCGCCUUAUAUAUCCAUUUACGAGACCCAACUGCAAGGUGUGAUGUCCAUACAUAACAGAAUUUCAGGGGCUAUAUGGACUUUCCAGAUCUUCACAUUCGCAGUAGCCACGUUGGUGUUACCAGAAUCGGUAGAUUAUUACGUCGAUAAGAUCAAUUCUUGGAAUAUAGAUCCUGUCGUCAUAAUUCUCGCCAAGUGUCUGAUCGCUUGGCCCAUGGUUUACCAUACUGUGGAUGGCACCCGUCAUUUAUUGUGGGAUUUCGGUAUGCGACUGACCAACAGGUCUGUUGCGGUUACUGGUUGGAUAGUUUGUAUUUUGUCCAUUGCUGGCACUUUAUAUCUCAGCACGAUGGUUUGAUUGCAGUUUGGAGAAUGUUUGGGGGCUAACAGAGUUCUCAGUCCGUUAGUGGACUCUUUGCGUUAAACACCCGGUAUAAUGUGAAAAAUUCAUGUUCCUCUGUAUUUACCACAGUUUUCACCAUAAAAAACGGUAAAAUACAGCUAGGUGAUUAAAAAGAAAAAUAAUAAUACUAUAGUUUAUUCAAUACAAAAGUUCAGAAUACAUUUCGAACAACAUAAUAAAACUAUGUUUGAAAUUGA
Messenger RNA from Coccinella septempunctata (seven-spotted ladybird), 1129 nucleotides. Its product is annotated as succinate dehydrogenase cytochrome b560 subunit, mitochondrial-like. The transcript has 4 exons. NCBI's taxonomy places the organism in Eukaryota, Metazoa, Arthropoda, Insecta, Coleoptera, Coccinellidae. Gene Ontology annotation, molecular function: electron transfer activity; succinate dehydrogenase activity. Gene Ontology annotation, biological process: mitochondrial electron transport, succinate to ubiquinone; tricarboxylic acid cycle. Gene Ontology annotation, cellular component: membrane. The coding region runs from base 354 to 887 and encodes 177 amino acids. The record is from RefSeq and is a predicted model, not a curated record.